AUCGAUACAUUCGCUAUUGAUAUCACCACUACGGGCUCACUCGUCGUUUUAGUUUUUGUUAAUUCUUUAAUUUAUUGUUCGAAAGUUUCGAAAGUGUCUUAAACGCCGAGUUGAAUUGGAAUAAUUUAAAUCGUGUAAUUAAUCUACAAAUGUCUGUAGAGUCAAUGGUGCUGCUGUUUUAGCCUAUUAGUGAGCCAGCGGAGCCCCAGCCGACCAAAAGCAUUCUCGGUUUGGAAAUGCCAUUGAAGUUCUUAAAAAAAUGUCGCCAGUACAAUGUCACGUCCAAGAGCUUGUUUGUUAUAUCAGUGCAUCACCUGUUGGACACCUCCAGCACGGUGGAUUGCACGAUCAGCUCAGAGAGCAAAGGGCUGGAGUGCAUGGACAACGUUUGUCAGCGUCUCCUGAUUCAGCAGCCGGAGUUUUUCGGACUGCGCUACUUGGUCAAGGGUAAGGACAAGGAAGACGAGUAUAAAUGGAUUGACCUCGAGCGCUCUCUCAGCCGGCAGCUGGAAAAGUACGCGGCAGGGCCGAAGAUUUACUUGCGAGUGCGCCACUAUGUGACCACGGGUGUACGACACUUGAGCGACGAGGCCACGCGCUUCUACUACUUCCUGCAGCUGAAAAGUGACAUUUACGAAGGCCGCAUCGCCUGCGACAUCCGCACGGCUAUCCUGCUGGCGCUGUACUGCCGACAAGCGGAAUACGACAGCUACCAGGGCGACAAGCAAAGCAAAGACUACCUGAAAAAGUCUCUGAUACUGCCGCGCAACAUGCAGGGCUUGGCCAACGACGACAGCAUGCUGGAGGGUCUGAUCGUGGAGGUCCUGCAGCAGCAGACAGGCCUGGCACAACGGGGCCAGAGCCAGGCAGAGGAGAUGUACAUACAGUGCUGCCAGCAGCUUGAUGGAUAUGGGGAGGAGCGAUUCGCCGCCAAAGACACCCUCGGCAACGAUCUGCUGCUGGGUCUCGCUAUCAACGGUAUGGUGGUGAACACCCACAAUGGGCGCCAGUAUUUUCCGUGGAAAGACUUCCACACGGUGACAAUCGACAAGCGCACGAUCAAGAUCGAGCAAAACAAGCUAGACGGGGGAGGUAGCAUCGUGGGCAGUUUUAUUUUUGGAGAGGCCGACACGGCGCGCUACUUCUGGAAGCUCACUAUCAGCCAACACAAGUUUUUUAAGCGCUACAUCGACACCACCACGCCCUCGAGCCUGGGAAGUGGUGUAGACGUGGAGAGCGGCCAGCUGGGCGGUGAUGCUGUCGGUUACAUGGACUAUGAUUACGUCGAAGCGGCGGCCGCCGAGCAACUACAACAGCAUCAACAUAUUCAGCAGCAGCAGCCUGUCCAACAGCAGCAUCAGAUGAUCUCCUCGAACAUUUCGCUGGCUGCCAGCGCCAGUCAGUUACUGGGACAAAGCAGCUCCUGCCUUGACUUGAGCAACAACAACUUGCACAGCAGCAGUGGCAUGCUGAAACAUGGAAGCAGCAGCAAUAACAACAACGAGGACCGAGAGCGCCUCAAAGCAAUGCUCCCCACAUACCGUCCUGCGCCAGACUAUGAGACGGCAGUGCAACUGAAGUAUCGCACACCUUCCGCGGAGCUGCACAACGUGACAGUUGCAUUGGCUGCGACCGGGACUGCCUACUAUACGGGUUCCCAGCCGGAUGUCCAUAAUACAGGCGUGCAUAAUGAAAACUUACUGUAUAGUCACCUGACUGCGCAUCAUUAUCCGGACGUGGCACAGCCGGCCGCUGCCCUUCACCACCACAUCAACUUAUACCCUAUGCAACAGCAACCGCAGUCACAUUUACAGCCUAUAAGCACGACCCAGGCAUAUUUGGAGCUCUCACAGCGCAUGCAAAUGAUGCGCCACAAGGUGCCGCCGACGUAUGUUAAUCGGCUGAGUUCCUCCUCCACGCCCGACCUGGCCGUAGCUACGCCCCGUCCGCUGCAGGGCUACCGAAACUAUGUAAGCGGUUCCUCUCCGGAUCUAGUCUCUAACCGCACCCUCUUUAACGGCGGCCAGUUCUUGGCUCUGGCCGCUGGAGGACAUGCCGGGAACAUUCCCACCUCCUCCGGAGCCACCAUGCUUCACCAGUAUCAGUAUGUGGGCCACAUGGGGCACUCGCAGCCUUACUUGCCUCCGCACGGCACCUUCGAGAACCUGAACAUGAUAGAAGAGCAACCUUCCAUCAUGACACAGCUGCGUCAGUCAGCGAUGAGUCAGGCAGCUGCUGCAGUUGCGGCGGCUGUGGACACACAGAGUUCCCCUACACUGCCGUCGAGUGGAUUUCGCCCUUCUGUCCCACCGCCAGCCAGCAGUCCUCUACCACCGACAGUGGCUGCUUCUGCCCACAAGUCAACCACGUCCACGCCCACGCCUCUUCAGCGGAACUUGCUGAACGACUCCAUCGAGCCCAUAUACGAGAAUGUCCCCCUAACCCAGCGAGCCUCAGGCGGCAGUAGUGGGGCCACGAAUAUGGAGACCAUGCGUCUGCGAGCUUCGUCCAUACAAUCGGCUCCUGGUGUUGUCCCUGCUCGAGCUGCAAGAAACGCCAGCACCAAUAACUUGGUGACUGUCACAGUCACAGAUGAUGGAAACAUAAAGAAGUACGGGGCGGACCGGGCAGCAAGUACGGAGCUGCUCUUCCUGGAGCCGCAUACGCCUAAGCGCACCACAAGAGCCGCCAGUGCUGUUCCGGAUAUGGGCACCAUAACUCCGCCUCGGCAACAUUUCUCCACAGCCAGUCACAAUAAGUCAACUACGGUUGAAGCGAUAUUGCCGGCCGGAGAGUCACUGCAACAGCAAUUUUGUGCCAUGAAUCUAACUGCAAACACAUCAGCUUCCACCUCCUCUGUGUUCAACUCGACUCUGGACACCACGUCAUCGUCAGUGGCCAGCAAGGACUCAAAACGCAAGAAGCGUUGGAACUUCUUAUCGCGUAGCAAAACACCCGACAAGCAGAAGUCCGCCACGCUGGGUAGGGAAAAGGCCUUGACGGUAGGUCAGCACGCCAAGCUGGCGGCAAAGUUAAAACUGGCCCAAGAUGAUCUCAACCUUCCAAAUCGUUGGUCCACGGGCGUCAGUAAGCCGCAGCCCAUUUCUGGGAGAUACUCCAAGGACAAGCUGUGCCAAAUACUGGAUGAGAAGCUUAGUGACUGUCAGUUAUUUAUGGAGUUUGAACGCAUACCGAAGCGAAGGGAGCACGCACUAUAUGAGUGCGCCCUGCUGGAGGAGAACGAACCAAAGAACCACGACCCAAACUUUUUACCCUAUGAUGACAAUAGAGUGCGACUGACGCCAUCGAUGGACAAUCGACAUGGUUACGUUAAUGCAUCGUACAUAUCUUCUACUGUUGGCACUAAGCAGAGGUUUUACAUUGUGGGCCAAUCCCCGCAAAAUACGCUUAAUAUGCGCAUUUUCUGGCAGUGUGUCUGGGAAGCUGAUGUGUAUUUGGUGGUUCAGCUAACUGAGGAUAUGAGCUAUAUUCCCCUUAGUAGUCAGCAGCGUCUGGAGUUUGGACAAUUCCAAGUGUAUCAGGAAUUCUCACAAACCACUGAUCGCUGCACCACCAUUAAGUUGCGCCUUUACCACGUAUCAUCGCGUCGGUACCGUUCCGUCUGGUAUCUGCAGUAUGCAGAUUGGGUGGAGCAGAAUUGUCCACGCGACGUUAACCACUUUUUAGACUUUCUCGAAGAGCUGAACUCAGUAAGACUGGCAUCCACACAAGAAGUUCCGCCCGGACACAACACAAACCCACCGGUUCUAAUACACUGCCUGGAGGGAGGCGGACGAUCGGGCGUAACCCUUACUGCAGAUCUUCUGCUUUAUACCCUGGACCACAACGAGGACUUAGAUAUACCUCGUGUCAUUGGCCAGCUGCGGCAUCAGCGGGACAGCAUUAUACCUUCUCUGGCGCAAUACAAGUUUAUUUAUAACCUGCUCAUCACCUAUUUAAAGCGCACGAGGUUGAUUUAAUGUUGAUGUUAUACAAAAAAAUCUUGGCUUGUUGUUUUCGUCGUAGAAGCUGAAACAACUUAAAAUAACAAUGUUACUUAAAACCUUGUUUAUAGCCACCAAAAUACUUUUAAAUAUGUAUAUUUCCAUUCAAACAAAUUUUUUUUGAUUGGCAGCCGUUUGUCCUAAAAUAGUUGCAUUUUUAAAGUAACUUAGUUUUAACUCAGAUUUGUAAUCUAAACCCCUUAUAACGGCUUCUUCAUAUAAAUAAAUAAUACUAAAUAUAGCUAGUAAAUUGGUUUGGUAGGCCCGUUAAAAUGCCAGCUAACCAGACACAGCCACACAAAUUCUGCUUAGGCUAAGAGCCAAACUAUAUUCUUGAAUUUGAUCAAAAUCUUAAAUAAAAAUUAACAAAUUGAUAAAAAAUA
This is a messenger RNA of Drosophila rhopaloa, 4387 nucleotides long. It is a transcript of the gene Pez, whose product is annotated as tyrosine-protein phosphatase non-receptor type 21. The transcript has 7 exons. Gene Ontology annotation, molecular function: protein tyrosine phosphatase activity. Gene Ontology annotation, biological process: protein dephosphorylation. Gene Ontology annotation, cellular component: cytoskeleton. Lineage: Eukaryota; Metazoa; Arthropoda; Insecta; Diptera; Drosophilidae. The record is from RefSeq and is a predicted model, not a curated record. Bases 237 to 3980 code for a protein of 1247 amino acids.